CACCAGUCUCCGCGUAACCGCCGCUCCGAGCGCAUGUCAGUCGUCAACGCAUUCGGUUUUUCGCGGUUUUCCAACUAUUCAAACCCAGUGAGUGCCUGAAGCUAUUCAGUGAAGUGAAAUCUGCUGUACCGUGUUGUUUAUUGAUAGAUGUCCAAGAUUGUUGUUGGAUAACGUAUGUGCGGAUUAGACGGGAGCUUAAUGCGAUCAGCGCACACUGAUGUAUGACACCCACAUGGUCCGAGGAUGCGUGAGGAGGAGCUGGAGGUGGCGCUGAAGGUGGUGAUCGUAGGCGAUGGAGGCGUCGGCAAGUCCAGUAUGAUCCAGCGGUACUGCCGCGGGACCUUCACCAGGGAUUAUAAGAAGACUAUUGGUGUAGACUUCUUGGAGCGGCAAAUUGAGAUCGAUGGCGAGGAGGUGCGGCUCAUGUUAUGGGACACGGCGGGGCAGGAGGAGUUCGACGCCAUCACCAAGGCGUACUACCGCGGCGCGCACGCGUGCGUGCUCGCCUUCUCCACCACAGACCGGGACUCCUUCCUGGCGCUGCACUCGUGGAAACUCAAGGUGGAGAAUGAAUGUGGAGAAAUCCCGACCAUCAUAGUUCAAAAUAAAAUAGAUCUAAUGGACCAGUGCGUCGUCGGACCCGACGAGGCAGAGCUAGUGGCGCGUGCGCUGGGCUGCCGGCUCAUGCGUGCUUCAGUGAAGGAGGACGUGAACGUCGGUGCCGUGUUCCGCGCGCUGGCGGCGCGCUGCCUGGCCGACCAGCGGCGCGACGACGAGGACAUGCCGCCCUGCUCCGUCACCACGCCCGUCAUAGGCAACUUCACGAACUUGAGCAGCAAUGGCACAAUACUUCUGCGGCCAGUGAAGGCGCGGCCCGGCGGCAAGAAGAAGAACGUACUGAGAAACGCUUGCCGGAUACUUUAACUCGACCAACGUACCUUGAGACCAAGAACUAGACGCCA
Cydia amplana is the source of this 962-nucleotide messenger RNA. RefSeq names its product ras-related protein Rab-23 (gene Rab23). The coding region runs from base 244 to 924 and encodes 226 amino acids. Gene Ontology annotation, molecular function: GTPase activity; GTP binding. The transcript is spliced from 6 exons. Lineage: Eukaryota; Metazoa; Arthropoda; Insecta; Lepidoptera; Tortricidae. The record is from RefSeq and is a predicted model, not a curated record. Gene Ontology annotation, biological process: vesicle-mediated transport.